Molecule: messenger RNA, 531 nt
Organism: Cyclocybe aegerita
Lineage: Eukaryota; Fungi; Basidiomycota; Agaricomycetes; Agaricales; Hemipholiotaceae
Source: the annotation of a GenBank genome assembly
AUGACCAGUUUCUCACUCCAGACUUCAGAGCCUCAUAUCUCCUCAGUCCCUUAUCCCGAGUUGCUCAUCUUUGGCACACCAUUGCCUUUCUGUCGCGCUCUCCAAGAGUGGUUCGAGGCAGAUGAUCUCCACCACAUCACCUUCAUCUACAUUCCAUCUGCUCUGCGGUGGGAUAUCCAUGGUGAGGCACACAAGUAUGUCACUGAACUCAAAGUCAGGGUUGGACGUCGCAAGAUGGACAACUCCAUAGACGCGCUUCACUCCCAAGCAGUGCACUCAGUCCUGGACUCGUGGAGUUCCACUUUCCAGGAUCCAACUUAUCGCGGCUCUGAAUUCUUGGAGCUUCAACGGCCAAUUCAGCCAUUGUACCUCAAUGGGGGACCUUGGCUCUCAACCUUUGGACACAGUAUUACUGAGUUCACUCACGUCUGCUGGUGUAUAACUGGCCACACACCCAUUGGAGUGUACUACCAUCACUUCAAGAUCAACAAGCCUCAUGGAUGCACUUGCGGGGCUGCUUUUCAGUCUUGA